Macadamia integrifolia is the source of this 1869-nucleotide messenger RNA. RefSeq names its product zinc finger protein 4-like. The transcript is spliced from 2 exons. Gene Ontology annotation, biological process: negative regulation of abscisic acid-activated signaling pathway. NCBI's taxonomy places the organism in Eukaryota, Viridiplantae, Streptophyta, Magnoliopsida, Proteales, Proteaceae. The record is from RefSeq and is a predicted model, not a curated record. The coding region runs from base 907 to 1695 and encodes 262 amino acids.
UUUGCUUGCACUUUCUCUUAAUUGAAUAUCUCAGUCAGGUGUACUUUUAUACUAUAAUCUAGUUUGAUCAGUGUUAGGUAUAAUAUUAUCCUUAGAAUAUUGUUCAGUAUUUGUCUUUGCUUGCUACUGGUUGAUUUCUGAUUACAAAAAAGGAAGAAUAAUGAGAAAACCAAUUUAAUUGAAAGUAAUUUUUGAACUGAAAAUUCUUUCUUCUAUGACAUAUGUCUUCCAAUCUUAAGAGAACCUUCGAGUCUGUGUCUAAUGUAUAUAAGUGAGAUUAAAAGGCAUUUGGCCAGACCCAGAUUGUAAGGAUGGACAUUAAUGGAACCUUUCUUGAUGUCGUUCCUGAUUUUGAUGGAGUGAGGAUGAGUAGAACACUUUACAUGCUAAGUGUGUGGAUGCCGUCUUUAGUUUCUUUGAAGAGGCCCUUUGGUGCAAGAUUUCCAAAGAUAUGUUAUGAUUCAGGCAAAGCUUUAUUGAUAAAUAUGGAGGAGAGAGGAUUCCUUGCCAACUAAAUAUCUUUGACUUGUUUGAUUGAAUGUUUCAUUUACAUAAGGUCCUGGGGCUCUUUGAUACUCCCUUUCUUCCACGGCCCUGUGUCCAACACAGUUAUUUUCUCCUUUUUUGUUGAGUUUUUCUGUGGUUAAGAUUCUUGUGGAUUGAUCUUUAUGGCUGCCUGUGAUCUUUGGUACACUUUCUGAAAAACUUGAGCCUCAGACUUAUACUUCCAGCAUUAGGAGAUCCUGGGCUUGAAGCUUUCAAUCUUUAGCCGAGGUCAGGGGCCCCAGAUCCACCGACUCAGAUGAAGAGCUAGCAACAACUACCUGUCAGUUGGUUUGAUCCUAUCCACAGCCAAAGCCCAUCCUGAUCGGAAACAAGCUCUCUCAGAUCUUGUUGGAGGCAACCAUGAAGACACCCAAGUCUGAUUUCGAAGCAGGAGGCUCCUCAGAAGAAGAAUCAGAAAUCAGUAGUCAAGUUGCUUCCAACGUAUCAAACCUGGAAAACUCCCCAGAUCCCUCCAAGGAUAUCACCAAAAACUCUUCCUGCCUAACAAAUAUCACAAAGAUUCAACCAAGUCCUAGGCCUGUCUCGCUUGAUUUAACUCUUAGCUUCAAUAUCAGUGACGAUGAUUUGGGAGGCAUGAAGGAGUCAGUAGGGAUUUCAAUAUCAAGCACAAGUGAUAGUAGUAGUGAAGCUGGUGCACAUCCUCCGGCAGUUGCUGUAGCAAGAGUUUUCUCUUGCAAUUAUUGUCAGCGCAAGUUCUUCAGCUCACAGGCUCUAGGUGGCCACCAGAAUGCACAUAAAAGGGAGAGGACACUUGCAAAGAGAGCCAUGCGGAUGGGAAUCUUCUCUGAGAAGUAUGCCAGCCUGGCUGCUUUGCCCCUACAUGGGUCAACAUGCCGGUCCCUCGGGAUCAAAGCUCACUCUUCAGUGCACAACAACAUUGCACCCCCAGAGAGACCCCCUGAGAUGAGAGGUGGUGCAAGGUUUGAGCAAGGAUACCUUGGCCUGCCAAUGUUUGUGGAGGACGAUGAUGCCGAGUUGUUUUGGCCUGGAAGUUUUCGACAGGUGUCUGAGGUAGCUGCUGUUCAUCCCGGUUUUGAAAUGGGGGGAAAUUCUACUUUAAAUUUUGGAGCAAUGGCUCCAGCACCAGAAACGGAUUCAUCAAAACCAGAUCUUACACUGAGACUUUGAGAGCUUCCUCCAUUUCUUUACUUUAGUCUUGCUUCCUUCUUUUUGCAGUGAUACUCUUUGUACAGUGGGAUAUACAUGACCCAUGGCUGAGAGCUUUUGUUCCCUCUGGUUAGCAAUGUUGUAGUAUGGAUAUAUUAUUGCUGCAUGACAGCUUGAAAAGGAUUUUCAUUCCCA